AUGAUGGCAAGUCGAAACAACACAGCCAGUGCUGCCCCAAACAAUAAUGUGAAAUACUCCAGGCUGACAGAUAGUGAUGAAGGCUACAUUGACCUACAGUUCAAGAAAACACCACCUAAAGUACCCUACAAGGCUAUUGCGCUGGCAACAUUCCUAUUUCUGGUUGGCUCUGUAUUGAUUGUUGUUAGAUCCCUUCUUUUGGCAGGAUACAUUAAUGUUAUGUACCCAGAUCGCACGAUUCCAGUUCUCAUCAUCGGCAUACUGAUCUUUCUUCCCGGAUUCUAUCAUCUGCGGAUCGCUUAUUAUGCUUCCAAGGGUUACCGUGGUUAUUCUUACGAUGACAUUCCAGACUUUGAUGACUGA
Molecule: messenger RNA, 363 nt
Organism: Sinocyclocheilus anshuiensis
Lineage: Eukaryota; Metazoa; Chordata; Actinopteri; Cypriniformes; Cyprinidae
Product: transmembrane protein 230-like
Exons: 3
Coding region: 1-363 (120 amino acids)
Biological process (GO): synaptic vesicle transport
Cellular component (GO): endomembrane system; synaptic vesicle
Source: RefSeq, a predicted model, not a curated record